Messenger RNA from Sphenostylis stenocarpa, 756 nucleotides. The record is from the annotation of a GenBank genome assembly. Lineage: Eukaryota; Viridiplantae; Streptophyta; Magnoliopsida; Fabales; Fabaceae.
AUGGCUAAAGUAAAAAACAUCCAGUUCCAUUUAAACAAAUGUACUGAGGCUCGUAGGAGAGGAGAUUGGAUCAACCUGAUUAAGGAGACCAAGUACGCUAUUGCAUCUGGUGCAGAUUCUGCUCCACAGAUAUUUGCGUUGCAAGCCGAGGCCUAUUUGAAGCUCCGUAGACACCAACAUGCAGAGGAAGCAAUGUCGAAGGGACCUAAUUUUGAUGUUGAUCAGUGCACCAAGUUCUUUGGGCAGAUUUGUAAUGCAAACUUGUUGGUGACUCGGGCUCAGAUUCAUUUGGCAGCUGGCAGAUUUGAAGAUGCCUUAGCUGCAAUUCAGCGAGCAUGCAAGCUAGAUUCAAAUAAUAAGGAGGCGAUGAAGGUGAUGAUGAAGGUUAGAUCUGUGGCCACAGCUCGAUCAAAUGGAAACGAGCUUUUCAGGGCAUCAAAAUUCGCAGAAGCUUGUGUUGCCUAUGGAGAAGGGUUAGAGAGUGAUCCAUAUAACUCAGUUUUGCUAUGCAACCGAGCUGCAUGUAGAUCAAAAUUAGGCCAACUUGAGAUGGCUGUGGAAGAUUGCAAUGCUGCUCUUAACUUGCGACCAUCUUACAGCAAGGCUAGGCUAAGAAGAGCAGAUUGUAAUGCCAAGUUGAAAAGAUGGGAAGCUUCAAUUGAAGACUAUGAAAUAUUGCUAAAAGAGAGACCAGAGGAUGAGGAAUUAAGGAGAUUUUUGGCGGAGGCCAAAGAACAUCAACAGCUAAGUGAAUGA